AUGGCUACGGACGCCGAUCUCUUCAAGGUUGAACAAGCAUUUGGUUACACUUUUGAAAAUAAACACCUCUUGCAGAUCGCCUUAACAUCUCCGGGCGUCGAGAGAGAUAACCAUCAUGGUAACAGACUUUUGGCUCGGGUAGGCCAGGCCGCCAUGGAGAUGGUCAUCGCCCAAGCUGGCUACGAGAGCUCAGCAACAACCGCAACUAUAAAUUAUGAACAGAAUUUCAUUGACAGCAAGGCGCAGCUCUCUUUGGCAGCCGAAGAGUCCGGCAUCGUCGCCUGCAUCAAGCUCUGUCAAAGGUCGGGGCCUCCCUCGGCCCAUGUUAAGAGCCAGGCCAUGAGGGCCAUCAUCGGCGCGGCGUGGGAAGAUUCAGAUCAGUCACUGGGCACAGUGAUGGCAAUCAUCCAGAAACUCAAGAGUAAUCUGCUGAAGCCUGGGGUGAAGAUUCAUAGCGUCUCUGAAGACACAGCAGCUUCUCCCCAGUCGACAAUCGCCAGCUCCUCACGAUCUAUGCAACAAACUUGGACACCUCGUUCAGAUUUUGAUGGUUCUGAUGAACGGCCCCCCAGCUCGUCAAAUUCGGGUCUGCUGCACGUUGCCUUUGAGCUGCCGGUAAUUUCCGAUGACUUGUUUACGAUGCAGAUGCUGGGCACUGCGGCCGGGAGCGUCUACAUCAAUGCGUUAAAUAUCUCUGACGAUUACAUCGUGCCUGAUGUUAUACGGUUAGGACACCUUAAUAAUGCAUCGAACGAAUUCGACGAUAGCUUUUCAGAUUUUCAAAGUUUUCUCAUCGACGAGCCUAUCCAGUGCCAGCCCAGAGAUAUCAUUUCGUCCAAACCUUGUUCUUCUUCCUUAUCGGUUGAGGGGGAGCACUGCAGCUCUACAAUCAUAUCAACAACCGUGGGUCAUGAAUGGGUCUUGGCAGGUCGACCGGGACUCGAACAGAACGGCCCUGGCAACCCACGAAUUAUGCGGAGAUCUUCUGCUACGUCGGCACUCAUGGACAAGACAUUCCCCGAGCUGAACAAAGAUUCAAGCGAAUUCAAGCAUAAAUACGACCAGAUAAAACGGUUGGAAAAGCUUGGACGGCGCCUCAACAUGAUGACGGAGACAUUUGGAGAGGGGAUUCUUGGACUCUUACAGUGUUCCGAGGCUGAUGCUACGUUUCUCAAGAUUUCGGAUCCAAUGUUUCUUAAGCCAACGGAUCACGACUUUCGAGAAUUCUUGUCCCUAUUGGAUCGCACGCAAAGGAUGUUUAUUUACGAAUGCAGUCAAUCUACCACGCCUAUCCUGAAAUGCAUUUUGGACGGGACCCUAAAAAAGACCAAUCUCUUCCCGCUUGAGCUGAACCGGCCUGAACAGAUACUUGGAUUGCCCAAGGGCUCACAAUCUUUGCUAGAUGCUUUGACUUAUGUCCUCUAA
Messenger RNA from Trichoderma gamsii, 1425 nucleotides. RefSeq lists its product as hypothetical. The record is from RefSeq and is a predicted model, not a curated record. The transcript has 4 exons. Gene Ontology annotation, biological process: RNA processing. Bases 1 to 1425 code for a protein of 474 amino acids. Lineage: Eukaryota; Fungi; Ascomycota; Sordariomycetes; Hypocreales; Hypocreaceae. Gene Ontology annotation, molecular function: ribonuclease III activity.